AUGGCAUCCAACCACUUUAUUCUCAUUCUCUUCUUUGCUCUUCCUCUCACAGUACCAUCAAUUACUUUCGCUGGUCCUGCAUCUGUUGUCGAUAUUUCUUCACUCAAUCGAAGUAGUUUUCCGACAGGCUUCGUUUUUGGAACAGCAUCGGCAGCAUACCAGUAUGAAGGUGCAGCAAAAGAAGAUGGAAGAGGACCAAGUAUGUGGGAUGAAUUCACCCACAAAUAUCCAGAGAAAAUAAAGGAUAAAAGUAAUGGAGAUGUAGCAGUUGAUCAGUAUCAUCGCUAUAAGGAAGAUAUUCAUAUAAUGAAGAACAUGAAUCUGGAUGCAUACAGAUUCUCCAUCUCUUGGUCCAGAAUCCUACCUAAAGGAAAGCUGAGUGGAGGUAUAAAUCACGAAGGAAUCGAUUAUUACCACAACCUCAUCGAUCAUUUGCUAGUCAACGGUAUACAACCAUAUGUAACACUUUUUCACUGGGAUAUUCCUCAAGCUUUACAAGAAGACUACGGUGGUUUCUUAAGUCCUCUCAUUAUAAAGGAUUUUGAAGAGUAUGCGGAACUUUGUUUCGAAGAAUUUGGAGAUAGGGUGAAACACUGGAUUACUUUAAACGAGCCAUGGUCUUUUAGUAGGGGUGGUUAUGCACUUGGGAGCUUUGCACCAGGUCGAUGUUCUCAAUGGCUAAAUCCAGAAUGCACUGGUGGUGAUUCAGGAACAGAACCUUAUAUAAUUUCACAUUAUCAACUACUUUCUCAUGCAGCAGCUGUUCAACUCUACAAGAAAAAGUAUCAGGAAUCUCAAAGGGGUGUCAUAGGCAUAACACAUGUUUCUCAUUGGUUUGAGCCAUUUUCAAAUACCACAUCAGAUAAAGAAGCUGCUCAACGAGCUCUUGACUUUAUGUAUGGAUGGUACAUGGAACCACUGACAUCAGGAAAGUAUCCAGAGAGCAUGCGUUCCAUAGUUGGUGAACGAUUGCCAGAGUUCACUGAAGAAGAAUCAAAACUUGUUGUUGGUUCAUUUGAUUUUCUUGGAUUAAACUAUUACACCACUUACUAUGCUGCCGAUGCACCCAAAACCAAACCUAAUUAUGAAACAGAUUGCAAAGCCAAUCUUUCAUCUUUUCGUAAUGGCGUUCCAAUAGGUCCAUCGAGCGGUUCUAGUUGGUUAUACGUUUACCCUAAAGGAAUUAGAGAAUUGUUGCUCUAUACAAAGGAAAAGUACAACGAUCCUUUGAUUUACAUAACUGAAAAUGGUGUAAGUGAAUUGGAUGAACCGACAGUAUCGUUAGAGAAAUCCCUUGACGAUAAACAUAGAGUUGACUUCUAUUAUCAUCAUCUCUAUUAUAUAAAUUCGGCAAUUAGGGAUGACGUAAACAUAAAAGGAUAUUUUGCAUGGUCAUUGUUGGACAACUUUGAAUGGAAUGAUGGUUAUGCGGUACGCUUUGGAAUACACUUUGUGGAUUAUAAGGAUGACUUAAAGCGACAUGAAAAACUGUCUGCAAAAUGGUUUAAGAACUUUCUUAAAACCUACUAG
Vigna radiata var. radiata (mung bean) is the source of this 1530-nucleotide messenger RNA. Its product is annotated as cyanogenic beta-glucosidase-like. The coding region runs from base 1 to 1530 and encodes 509 amino acids. Gene Ontology annotation, molecular function: beta-glucosidase activity. Gene Ontology annotation, biological process: carbohydrate metabolic process. The transcript is spliced from 13 exons. The record is from RefSeq and is a predicted model, not a curated record. Lineage: Eukaryota; Viridiplantae; Streptophyta; Magnoliopsida; Fabales; Fabaceae.